Ceratosolen solmsi marchali is the source of this 1800-nucleotide messenger RNA. It is a transcript of the gene Sfxn1-3, whose product is annotated as Sideroflexin-1-3. Gene Ontology annotation, cellular component: mitochondrial inner membrane. Gene Ontology annotation, biological process: serine import into mitochondrion; monoatomic ion transport. The coding region runs from base 542 to 1510 and encodes 322 amino acids. Gene Ontology annotation, molecular function: monoatomic ion transmembrane transporter activity. The record is from RefSeq and is a predicted model, not a curated record. Lineage: Eukaryota; Metazoa; Arthropoda; Insecta; Hymenoptera; Agaonidae. The transcript has 6 exons.
AAAGCGAGAGGAAGAGAGACCAAGAACGAAAUAUCGUGAGGUAUUUUCAGUUGUGUGAGGAAAGUGUGGGAUCGUUUGUGCCAUGGAAUUGUACAGAAUGUAGAAACGCAUAUUGAGCCGCUAACUUACUUCAUUUGGAUAAAUUCCAUAAUAUAUAGCGUAAAAUACACCCCGUAUUAUACGUAAAACAGUUAGAGAGGGGCACGGGACACAAGAUCGAACAAAUGCCAGACAAAGAAGGAUGAAAAUUAUGAAAGAGUGAGAAUGAUAGAAAAUGUACUAGAACAGCUUGCAUAUUCAGUGGCAUUUAACUCAGUCUAACGACGACAGCUGUUCUGUAUUUACAUUGCGCAUCGUACAUCAAUCACUACUUUAAUAUAAACUGAUUUCCUUGUCAGAAUUCUCUUUUUCGAGGUGGUCGAGUGCCUACCGCAUUUAAGGUUAUUGUUCGUUAUUCCGCAGUUGAGGUGAAGGUGAGACUGAUGCUGAUUGGCUGAAUAAACCAGGAAUGGGAGUGUUAUUAGACGAGUUAAUUUAAAAAAUGUCCAAUAGCGAGCCGAUUAAUAUUGAAAAGCCCAGAUGGGAUCAAAGUACUUAUGCGGGCAGAGCUCGACAUUUUUUAACGCUCACGAAUCCAUUAAACGCAUUUGCAUCAAAUGAGAAACUGGAAAGAGCAUCGCAAAUUGUAACCAAAUACAGGAAGGGUACAUCGUUAAAGGAAUUAAACAUAAACGAAGACCAACUAUGGAAGAGCAAAUACUUAUACGACAGUGCGUAUCAUCCGGAUACAGGCGAAAAGAUGACCCUCAUUGGUCGUAUGAGUGCACAAGUUCCUAUGAAUAUGAUCAUUACUGGUUGUAUGCUGACUUUCUAUCAAUCAACCCCAGCGGUAAUAUUCUGGCAGUGGUUCAACCAGUCGUUUAAUGCCGUGGUAAAUUAUACGAAUCGUAGCGGCUCUACACCCAUUCCAAUGGAAACAUUGGCCACGAGUUAUGUGGGAGCGACGACAGGUGCAGUUAUUACUGCUCUGAGCCUCAAUAAGCUGGCUAAACGUGGCCCACCCCUAGCGGGUAGAUUAGUGCCAUUAGCAGCCGUAGCUGCUGCUAACUGCGUCAAUAUACCAAUGAUGCGCUACACGGAAUUAAGGGAUGGCCUCGAGUUGCAAGAUGAUAAGGGUGAGAAACAGGGAAGCAGUAAAAAAGCUGCAAGACAGGCAAUUUCAUCGGUCGCGAUAUCAAGGAUAUUAAUGGCAUCGCCUAGCAUGAUUUUGGCACCAGUGCUCAUGAACAUUUUAGAGCGUCGAAAGACACUAGUUCACGCUACCUGGGCAGCAGGUCCUAUUCAGAUGGCCCUAUGUGGCGUCUGUUUAACGUUCGCUACGCCACUUUGUUGUGCCCUGUUCGCUCAGAGGGUUCCGAUGCCUGUCGAUGAACUUGAAGAGGAUGUGCGCGAGAAAGUACUAGCCAAAAAUUCGAAUAUUAAGACGGUUUAUUAUAACAAGGGCCUGUGAAUAUAAUGAGCAUAAUGUAUCUCUGAAUCAUUGAACCAAGAUAUCGCACUUCCUAAGUGAACCAACUCGAAUAUGUAGACUUCGGAUCUAUUGAAGUACUUGAGCUACUUAUUCGAUCAAUUAAUAUACCAAAAAAUAUAUGGUAUACUUGUUUCAACAGUUUUAGAGACUGUAUAGUCAGAUAGAAAAUAAAUAAAGACUUAAGUAUCGAGCUGAGUUAUUGUUACAUAGCAUCAGUUUCAAAUAUCAAUGUAAUUAAAUAAAAGCUUUGUGGGAACUUGGAAGAUAAA